UUUUGUUACUGUUGCAGCAGCGUCGAAGUUGUCGCUGCAUAUCUUCGUAUCGUAGACCCAGCGAAGCGUAGUCUAUGGGUGAGGAGCAGGAGCUGGCUCAGUCGACGCUACCGCUAUCGCGGCUGACGAAACAGGCCAGAUAGUGUUCGUAGUCGAGACAGACGAAUGCAUAGCACCAACGGUAGACUGUAUUCAGUUGUGUGACGGCGCGGAAGCACCAACGUUCGGCCUGAUAGUUAUGCGUGAGUGCAAUCGCCGUACCAAUAAUACGACGCACAAAACAACGUACCAUUAAAUGGCAGAAGGUCGGUGCCUCUUGUUGAUGUUGAUGCGGUUCACAACACGUGACGUUCAUAUAGAUAGAUAUAACUAGAGGGUACGAGUCGGUUAAGGAACGGAUUAGUGCAGGAUACAAGUGUAAAAGUGACAAUCGGACGGCGACAGUGGCCGGCAGGAUGGCCUGCCUUUUCCUGCUAUGCCUUUUGGUGAGAGCCGCUUUAUGCGUAGAUGAAGGCUCUGUAGCUGAAGAGCCUUCAGUGUUCCUGCAGACAGCCUUGAAGGCGCACGACCGUUCACAGAAAACUAGUUCGAGGAACAUUGAGGUCGAAUGUGACCCCGAUGCUAUCACAAUUCAGCUUCGAGGAACUCGAAAUUUCAACGGAAUGAUCUAUCCAAAGGGCUUAUCGACGAAUUCGUCGUGCAUGAUGCAGUACAGUAAGGGAAUAAGCGACAGCUUGGUUUACAAGCUGCCGUUACGUAGCUGCAACACGAUGAGUACUGAUGUCAGGGGCGGCGUCGAAUAUUUUAACACUGUUAUCAUUGAGCCUCACAGGAAAGUCGUCACCAGUCGCGGAAAAGGGUUUCACAUACGCUGCAAAUACCAUACACUUCACAAUCAUACAUAUGCGUUUGAGGCAAGAGCCGUUGAUAAGGCCGAACGACCUGACGUCCACAUGAGAAUCUACGUUGGAAAUUCAGAAAAGCAGGUUGUGGCAGAGAACGUCAAAAUCGGAGAUCCCCUCACAUUGUCAGUCGGCAUCGAACCCAAUUCGAUGUACGGAAUCCGUGUCACGAAUUGCGUGGUGCGAGAUGGCUUCAACUGGGGCGCUCAACCCCUCGUAAAUAACGAAGGGUGCCCAAUCGACAAAGAGAUUAUGCCCGGCUUCGAGUAUAGCGACGGAACUUCAAAAGCAACGUCGACGUUCCUUGCUCACAAGUUUCCUUACACGAAAUCUGUUUAUUAUCAGUGCCACGUCCGACUCUGCCACAAGCCAUCAGGCGGUUGUGACGAUGUGCCUCCAACUUGCGAUGGCCUCCGGCCAGACCGGCGUGACCGAGGUCGAAUGCCACGAUCGUUAAGUCGGAGCAUUCGUGAUGUCGAGGAAAUUAAAGCGAUCGAGAUUGGUGACAAGAGCACUGAGGUAUUUUCGGGGCUUUACGUCAACGAACCUUCCGACGUCGAGAGGGAAACAUUUUCCUCGCCGGCUAUCAACGAAUCAUUCAACUUCUGCCUGUCAACACGUAAGUUCGCGCUCGUCGUAAUCCUCUCAGGCAUCCUGCUGCUGCUACUUGUCCUUCUACUUGUUUGGUGCAUCAUGCAACGCCGCCGCAGAAAGGGAUCUUCCGGAAAUUCAUCAAUCUAUUCCGGCGCUUACUCAAACCGCGCGUACAGCCACUAAACAUUCGGUUAUCAUCCCGGAUACUCCGAAGCAAGAGAACUCGCUGUGUGGGUUGGCCAACAUUUCACCAAUGACGUAUUUUUCCCUUUUCUCAAUCCCAGCUUCGUAUCGACCUUUAUCUACUGCCCACGGCUACGUACGAUUGACCAGUACGUAAUGAACUUCUCAGCUGAAAAGGAGCACUAGUAGAGAAGAUGUAAAACGUUGUACAUGUGGGAGCCUUAGCGGGACAAAAAGGACAACUAUUGCAAGACCUAAAUUAGCAGCUGCUGUUGCCUUUACCUCUUAUGCCGCCGCACCGACUACGUUGUAAAUUGGGGAUAAAAGUAGUUUUCUACAUUAGCAAGUUGAAAGGAAGAUAUCGUGCAGGGCUUCUUAAAAGAAGCCAAUAGGCUUAUACAAGUCAGCUAAAAAAUUUUCGUACGAACGAACAACCUGCUGAUAGUAGGCCGAGAAUGAACGGGAUGUUUUUGCGCAGGUAAUUGCUAAAGGAAGAUAUAACGAUAGCUACGUGCACUAUGCAUACGCUCGCGUUCACUUUUUGUGAAAGAGAUCUUUUGUGGUUGCAGCUUGUUCUUCCUUGUUGUUUUUUCUUGCUGUUCCCGUUUUACGUGUGCUAGCUUUGAUAUUUUACGGGAGAACAGCUGUUUCAAAUCUGGCAGCCAACAAGCAGCAUUAGCUGACCUUUGACUUAGAAUCUUGGCUUCUCUGCAAAGGCUAAUUUGCAGAGCGAUGCUAAAAUUGCCAGCUUCAGUUUUAGGUUUACACUUCGCAUAAAACACUGUCUGCGAUUCCGUUGACGGGUGGUCCGAACAACGGACAACGAAUAGGAACCCUUCAUUCUUCGCUCAGGCCUGCCGCCGCCGCCACGGUGAAAUUUGCUGGCCCACUAGUGUCAACUUGGUGGGCAUCGGGGUAAAAUAAGCUUGCCGUGUCAAAGUGGGCAGCAGGAACUUGGACGGACGGAUGGACAGGCAAGCCGACAAGGAGCAGCGACAGGAAUUCCCAACAAAUUGGCUGGAAAGCACCUGCCUCGACCUCCACUUUCCUGGCAAACCAUGAUGCUGUCACUGGUAAAACCGGGCAAGGCGAGUAUAUGUUCGGAGUGCCCCAGUAACGAUUUCCCAACGGCAAUCCAGGGGGCCGCCAAAUGAAAGUGGACGCUUCAGUGAGUAAAGAGCGAAAAGCGCGCGGAAAUGUUAGGUCGUAUGGCAGCGGGCUCACCAGGGGACAGCACCAGAGGUUUGAUAGAGACAGGCUACCACAAAUAAUGGAUAAAUAUGGGGAUCUGUGAAUAUAUGCAAAAGCUCGUUGCGAGCGUCGUCGGACGGGUAGCCGUUCGCUUUAUGGCAAUCGUUAGGCAAAAUUUGCGUGCGUUGCGCUUCUAUUAGGCAAGCGGAUAUUUUCAUUUGUUCUUGGUUUCCCUUUUUACCGGUGUUGUCUAUUUUGCUUUAACCCACUCGUUCGCCUUCAAUCACGGUAUUUCUGUACUGAAUCUCGCAACCCUCAACGAAAAAUCCUCACAAAAGCGGCAGUUAAUGAUAGCCAUUAAGAAGGGAAGAGGGGAUAGUAACGGCUAAUUGGACGGCAGAAUGGUGGUGCACCCAUUUGGGACGAGAAAAUAACGAACAGAGAGGUAACGAAACAGGCCGGACACAGACUUGCCAUGGAUGUGAGAACUGCUUCCAGCCCCCCAUGACAAAGGCUAACAGAACGAGUAUUCUGGUUUGCAGAACUAGAACCAGAAAUUGGUUGUACAAGAAAGGAGGGCUUCUUAUAGAUUUAGGUUGAGAUUGCGAAAGCAAAAUAGACCUGAGGCAAAACCCAACCGUUCUCACAAUCAAAUCAGCGUCUAUAGUCAAUGAGAAAAGCUAACUAAAACGAAACGUAACGGUCGGCUGAACAUUGGCUAACAUCAGUCAAUACCCGUCUCAAUAGAACAACGGAAAAGUACUAUGACGAUUUCGACUAUUGACUAGUAAACUCGCAGUACGUUAGUCAAACAGGACAUUUACAAAGUUUUUUUUACUGAUGUGCCACUAUUCUAUUGUAGUAUUUUACUUUAAGCAGCAUAACCCUGAAAUAUAAAGGACAAUAUUUUGCUCGGUCCGUCAUGCCAGGCUACCGCUUGUGCCACAAAGUCUCAGCAGUUUCGGGCGACUACCGUUUGUCGAUACUGAUACUACAGCUCCACACGUUUCUUAUGCAUGUAGCUGUUACUAUAAGCUUUGAGAAGAUGUGAGUAGCAUUGAGUUUCUGUCCUGCGCUGUGGACUGAGCUGCGGUCCUCGUCGUUUCUCUAGUCGCCACUAUCACAGUUACCGCCAGUACACCCGCCAUCACUGCCGUCACUUCGACCCACUUAUUCCCGACGAAUACCUGACGGGAGGCCAUAAGCGCUGAGCGGCACAGUCGACCCGUCGAUCAGUCAGUCACAGGAAAAGAAACUAUUUACUUUCAUCUGUCCUGUGCGGAGUGCACAGCAUUUGGCCUUCGCCAAGUCGGACGGUAGUAGUAGCAGCCGGAGAAGAAACCUCCGUCGCCACGAUGGCCGUUGCGAUAGAAUUGAUUAGCUAAAUUAUGUUAGGACCAUCGAAUCGGCAUGAGGAUAGGCUCUGCCCCUGUACCAAAAAUGAGAAGAAAUCUUCAAGGGCCAUCAAAGGGAUCAUCGUUGCCGCUGCUACGCCACAGCUGCGCUCCUUGUGCCCCCGUCGGCGCUAUCCCCAUCAGCGCCUAGGAGGAUUCGAACGAAGCCUGCGAGUUUUGUGGCGUCCGUUACCUUGGCGUUACCUCCACACGACGUAGAACGCCACAACUGCGAGACUACGGCUGUUAGUGGGGCUGGGGUUGAAACGUGGUUUCGGCUCAGAAGAAAGCCGCGUCAAGGAGAAAGAGGGGCGCCGGAUGAAGUGGAGACGGUCAGGCGACCUUUCAGAAAUGAAAGAACACGGAAGUGGAAAAACGAAAUAGUGACAGUGGUAGAGGUGCGAAAAAUGGUCCAAAAAUUGGAAUAGUAGGCGCGUGUGAAAGAGACAGCGAAAAAUCAAAGGAAGAGAAAGAUAAUACGUGAGAUUCCGCAAAGAUUUGGCACUCUUCUUCUCAUGGUUCUUAUUUGAGAUGUCAAGACAGGCCGCGGACUGGCUUUCCGACAAUUUCUUCACAGAUAGCGAAUUUGUUACCAUUCGCUGCCUGACAGUUUUGCGGUUAUUCGUUAGUGUCACGUUUGAUUCACGAUCAACCAAGACUAAAUUGACUCUUGCCCAAGCUAAUAUAGCACAACCCUAUUAACCUAGGAGGUUCCCGAUAUGAUAACGUCUGUGUUUACUAGACUCGCGAGCAACUUAAUACAUUCACCGCAUAGAUAAACCUUAAGCUUAACUUUCACGAGCCCUUAAGAAAAAUAAUUCUCCGUUGAAGCAAAACUAAAAGCUACGUUUACUACCCCCAGUUUCAAAAGAAAUAAAUUCGUAACGUUAAUCCAGGCGUGCUGAAUUUCGAAUUAUGCCCAAAAAUUGCUUUGAGUAUCUUCUCCUUUAGAUAGGCCUAUAUUCAAAAGAGACUAUUAAUGAUCCUGCUGAAGACAGGCAUCUCUUCAGUACGUUCCAUUGACCCGUAGUGGUCAUUAUGCACUUCGAGGCACAAUGGCUAGACUAGGAAACAUGUGUCUUUAACAGUUUCGUAUCAGACCGCUAGUGACCACCAUUCGCUACUAUUGCCGCGGUAGUGAAUGGCCGAUGCCUCCGGGUUUGCGGUUCUGUCCGUGUUUUUCUAUUAAUCAUCACUAAAUUCACGGUUCUACUAGCUAAUAUAUUACUGUAUGAGACAGAACACCACUAAACCCCUGUCCGCAAUCUCUCAGCUGCUUAGAAUCAGACAAACGACACCCGACAACCACGUUCUGUUUUAGUUAAGUUAGUGGAGAAAAGAGCACUAUCCAUUGACCCUUAAACGCGCAAGAAGAGGCUAGUGAGUAAAAUCGACGUAUAGUUGGCUUUUUACUGUUCAACGGCUUGCUAUCUAUUUGCCUCUAAUAAUCUAAAUGCAAAACGCUAAGAAUGUAGAAAUGCACAGGGGUAAGGCUUGUCUGACCUUCUUACUAGCCUGCUUCUUCUUGUUCGCGUAUGUAAUGAGCUCGUACCGUCCUAAAAGCCCCGUUUCCCCAACUUCUGACAUACCCCUAAGACCCCACCACUUUUUUUACUUGGAUUUCGCGGUCUAGUGCUCAAGUACGAACUGACGCAAAAAAAGUUGUGAGUCUUUUUUAAGUGCCCCUUAAAACAUGGAGCCCCAAUACUCGCAGUGUACAAUUUGCUCGGAAGGAAAAGUUUUUGCAAACUUCCAACGAAUUUGACCAAAGACUAUCACUGUCGUUUUAAAUGCAUGCUACAAGCGCGACCGACCAAACCACUGUCAGACCAAGCACCGACGCCGCCUAUUCUGGGUCCUGAAGAAGCAAGGCCUUGCUUUCAUAAGUAUUUGGAGGAGUUAGAUAUUAGGUCGGUCUGUGGAGUGAUGGCUAGUCGCGCGCGCACAGAACGUAACGGUGAAAAAAAGUGAACGCAUGCAUAGUGUAGUUAUCAAGUAGAUAUUAUGAAGUUUUGCAAUGAACCGUGAGUGCAGCACUAUGAGAGUAAUCGGCAACAGAAUAUCUUUGUUUGGUCUUUCCGGUAGUUUCGGUGCGAUAGUCAAUAGAAUAAUAAUAACAAUAAUAAUAGCGUCUGCUCCAGCCCGCUAAAAUUACAUCCGGCCAGACGUCAGACCCAGCCGUACAACUGGCUUUACUUAAUGUUUUAAUAAUAGCAAUAUUUAGCCUUAUCUAUUUCAAAGCCUUACAUAGCAAGGCUGACUUUUUAAAAGUCACAAUCGAAAUUUAGGCCACUUAAUUGAAGCUACUGACGAGCCUUACGAGAAGGACAGACACCACUGAAAGAUAUAAAAGGAAGCAACGAAUACGAAGAGAGAGAACUAGAUAUAAAUAUUUUAAAAAAUCUUUAUAAAUCUUUAAGGAAAAUCAGUCUUGCAAGCGCGAAUUAAGCCAGAGAGCCGGCCUCAUAUGAGCGCGUCUCUCCGGUCGAGCGAUUAUAAGGAUGGACCGAACUC
Molecule: messenger RNA, 6778 nt
Organism: Varroa destructor (honeybee mite)
Lineage: Eukaryota; Metazoa; Arthropoda; Arachnida; Mesostigmata; Varroidae
Product: cuticlin-1-like
Source: RefSeq, a predicted model, not a curated record